Oryza sativa Japonica Group (Japanese rice) is the source of this 1273-nucleotide messenger RNA. RefSeq lists its product as uncharacterized. NCBI's taxonomy places the organism in Eukaryota, Viridiplantae, Streptophyta, Magnoliopsida, Poales, Poaceae. Gene Ontology annotation, molecular function: RNA binding. The record is from RefSeq and is a predicted model, not a curated record.
UGCAUUGCAACCACCUGAAAACUCCUCUCCUUUUUUUCUUUUUUUUUCUCUUCUCUCUCCGCCUCGCAGAGUCGCAGCGGAGGAGUUGCAUAGACGAAGCGGAGGAGGAGGCAGCGAGGCGAGGCGAGCCCAAUCGGAAGGCAUGGAUAGAUACCAAAGGGUGGAGAAGCCUCGCAAUGAGACACCAAUUAGUGAGAAUGAGAUCAGGAUCACUGCACAGGGGAGGAUGAGGAACUAUAUCAGCUAUGGGAUGUCGUUGCUUGAGGACGCGCUUGCAAAUUGACAUUGUGGACAGUGAAGAUAUUUUUAGGGAUACCCUGAAAAUGGGCAUGAUGAGAUUGUCAUCAAAGCUAUGGGAAGAGCCAUCAAUAAGACAGUCAUGGUUGUUGAAUUGAUCAAGAGAAGGAUCGGUGGUCUUCAUCAGAUUACAUCUACUGAAUCAAUUGACAUCACGGACACUUGGGAACCUUUGGAAGAAGGCCUUCUCCCCCUAGAGACCACCCGGCAUGUAUCAAUGAUCGCCAUAACAUUAUCCAAGAAAGCACUGGAUACGUUAUCUCCAGGGUACCAGCCACCUAUCCCAGCUGAAGAAGUGAGACCCGCUUUUGACUAUGAACACGAAGAAUCUUUCCCCACUAAUCGUGGAAGAGGCCGUGGUGGUGGCAGAAGAGGCAGGGGCAGAGCCAUGAGCAAUGGUCCCCCCGCUUAUGAUUAUGGCGAGGAGUGGGAAGAGGAAGGAGAUUAUUACAACUACAGAGGCAGAGGGAGAGGCCGAUUUAGAGGACGAGGACGUGGAAGAGGCCGUGGUGGCUACUACGGAGGUGGUCGACGUGGUGGAUAUGGCUAUGAUUACGGUUAUGGCGGCAGGGGGGACUAUUAUGAAGAUCAGGGCGAAUACUUUGAAGAACCAGAGGACUACCCCCCUCCAGGCCGUGGACGUGGCAGGGGAAGAAGGGGCGGAGGACCGGGACCAUUCCGUGGUCGCGGCCGUGGGCGUGGUCGAUUCUAAGAUGAAAUCAGGAGGAGGUGCCCUUGAAGCUUGAGAACUCGUGUGCUUAAAUUAUCUGAUAAUGCUGUUCUGUAUGGGGGUUUCGACAUGAAUCCGUAUGCCCCAUCAGUAUGUUUUUACUUCCCGUGGCGGUGUGACUGAUUGGGCAAAUUUUGUGGCUGGAUCUUGGUUUUGUAGCUAGGCCUGUCCUGUCAGCAAAAGCAACAACAAACAAACAAACACCCUGUGCUGCUGUUUAUUUAUCAACAACCUAGGUUUCCUUCC